GGGACCCGACGCGCGGCAGUCACAAUUGCGAUACCGGGCCGUACACCGCGCCGUUCCGCGACUCGAUGACGAUUUUCAAUGAUAACAUUAUUAUAGUAUUAUAAUAUUAUUAUUGUUUUAUUAAGCUUCUAUUUACAUCACAAUAAUACCGUUUCGUUUAUUUCCGUGCGACUUCUUCCUCACCGCCCGCAUCGCGACGCGUAUCCGUUACUGCGUUACUGUUUUCUGUUUUUCAAUAAUAUUAUACUUCUUAAUGAUUAAUUUUUCUCUCAACUCGCCCACAUUAUUAUAAUAUUAUAUUAUACUAUCAAUGUAUAGUAGUGUUUCGUUAUUAAUAUUAUAUACCAUUGUGUUUUUUAUGAUAUAAUAGUUUAAUUUAUUUUUUAAUCAAUAUCGUUGUAUUUAUAUUAUAUUGUAAUAUUUCUGUAUGCGAUUGACGGCCAAUAACAUGGCUAGUCCGAAGACUAACAAUACUAAACACUUAACCAUUACCGCAGUUGCGUUUAAAUUUUCAAAUCUCUGACACCGUUCAAAUCCGAUCGUGUUGAUUCCGUCAUACAUCAGAUACUGAGAUGGCAUUAUUAGUGGAAUCACGGUCGUUUCGGCCGUUCAAGUCCAGUGAAGAAUAUCUUUACGCUAUGAAAGAGGAUUUAGCUGAAUGGCUGAAUGGUUUAUAUCCUGAGCUCUACAUAAACGUAAAUAACUUCAUGGAUAGACUUGAUACCGGCGUGGCUUUGUGCAAGCAUUCAAACUGUGUAAGGAACUAUGCAGAGGAACACGUGAAUCGAAGGCAAGCGGCUGGGAAAUCUAAUAUAAGCGGCAUUGCGAGCAUAGUUCUUCAAUUACCAGCUGUACGAUAUUUACCCGGCGCUAAAGGUGGUACGUUUUUUGCUAGAGACAAUGUUUCCAAUUUCAUAAAUUGGUGCAGAAACGGACUUGGCGUGUUCGAGUGUUUGCUGUUUGAAACAGAUGAUCUUAUAAUGCGAAAAAAUGAAAAACACGUGAUAUUGUGUUUAUUAGAGGUCGCUAGACGUGGUGCUAGAGUUGGUGUACCAGCUCCGAUGUUAGUACAAACUGAGUUAAGACAGAUUGAUCGGGAAAUCGCUGCAGAUAAAAAGUAUGCUCAAUUUUCACAAGGAACUGACUUCAAUGAUGGCGACGAUACAGAUUUGAGUGACGGCGAAGACCUAACUGAAUAUGCGCCAUUGCCUCAAAUUGUUACUAACGAUUUAAAAAGUUUAGAUGAAAUGGUACGGGAUCUUGUGGAGAGGUGCAAGUGUCCGACCCAGUUCCCAAUGAUCAGAGUGUCCGAAGGAAAAUACCGUAUCGGCGAUACUAAAGUCUUGAUAUUUGUCAGGAUACUGAGGAGUCACGUUAUGGUCAGAGUGGGCGGAGGCUGGGACACACUGUCUCAUUACUUGGACAAACAUGACCCGUGCCGAUGCAAAACUGCUCAUCGAGCCCCGGUGUCUGCGAAACUGACGGGUGUCAGGAGCGGCGGGCCCACGUUGGAAAUAUCGCACGCCCAAGUACACUACGAAAGAUCACCGCCGAGAACACGACGCUCGUCCACGUCCAGCACGGGCAGCAGUGGUAAUGGCGGUUACUCCGGCGGCCUGAGCCUGACGUCGGGAGGCCUAGCCACGGCCAAGCGGGCGAGCCGCCGUCGGAGCCGAUCGCCGUCCCCGCGACCGACUGCCAAACUGAGUGCGCCCGUGGACGCGGGCCGCCGAAGCAGGAGUCCCACUCCUCGGCGGGCCACCGACCACUUGGCCGUGGCUAACGCGGGCUGCAGGUCCAGGUCGGUGACCCCCAGCGGGAGACGUACACGGCGGUCAGCGUCACCUUCGUCCGCAGCCGUUAACGGCGGUGGCGGUGAACGUCUGUUGCAUGUGCCAAACGGACAGCGACAGUCCUGCAACGACCGAAGCCGUUCGCCGUCGGCGGCGCGCCAGCGAAGCGGAGUGGACGACACGCCGACGCCGAAGAUAUCGCUGAACUUCACGUCAGAACUGGCUGCCGAGUUGGGCGAUCGGCUACAACGAUCUUCCAGAGAAUCGUCCGUGGACAUAGUACAGCAGCGCGAGACCGGAAAAAUGGGUGGUGGCCGGAACGGCGGUGACGACUGCGACGACGAUGACUGCGACGAUGACGACGACGACGAUGAUGACGUGACCGUGGACACAUCGUCCACGUGCCGGGUGUCGGAUAACUUCCGUGGCACCGGACAGUACCACGUGCUAAACCCCAUGCCCGUGACGGCCAUCGGCGAGAGGCGGCACUCGACCGUCAGGGAGGAAGAGUCCGCGGUGGACACGACGCCGUUCAGCCGCGUGUCGGACAGCCUGAGGGUGGCCGCAUACGAUAGUCCGCCAUCGGCUGGCCGCAAAAAGUCGCAAACGGCCCGCGGGGACGCGAAGAAGUCGGAACCGGUGGGCACGGACAGCGGAUCGGAAGUGUCGGACGAGGGCUACAGGAGCCUGGGAGUGGUGGCUUCGCCGCCGUUCAACUCUAACGUGAAACACGUGCAAAAAUCAAACGGCACGCCACCAGUGACGCGAGUGACGCGGCCACCGCGAAGUCGUUCGGCGGGCGGAAAGGAUACGCCUAGCCCGCAACAGUCGCCGUUCCGCCGGAAUCGUUCCACUACCCAAUCGUCGAGACACCAGCAGCCAGCACCAGCGCCGGCGUUCGGACGGUCACAGACGCCGACGCCGAGCCGCCGGUCACCCGCACCGUACGCGGACGGCAGCCACCACCAACCGCCGUUUUCGACGUCGUCGACGCCGGCCACGCCGCUGUUGGGCCGGAACAACACGUGGAACGCGGCCGGUGGCCGGCACUGGUCGUCCAAACAGCGGCCGCAACUGUCGGCCGACACGUUCUGCCAACAGGUGGCCGACAUCAUCAACCGGUACGCAGUGAUGGCGCCCAGUCCUCGGAAAGACUCGAAACCCGAUUCGCCGAUCGUCACCAGGAUACCGGCGCCCGUCCAAAGGACUUGAUCGUUUAUCGUUGUCGUCCUCGUCGAUCGUAACGACGAGUCCGCCGCGGUUGAAUCGUCACCGCGAAGGGGCAUGGUGGAGGGGAAAACCUCUUGUUUAAAAAAAAAAAUAAUAAAUACUCCGUACGCGUUUUGGUUUUUCGCCCCGCUUGAGACAAGUCCGUGGUGGUCAGCAAAUAUAUUAACAAAAUUGUAUUAUUAUCGAAUUUGUAUGAUAAUAUUAUUGUUGUGACGCGAUUUAGACAUCUGCUGCUGCACCACACCGGACACGCGAUAAUAAUAAUAGGUCUUUUUAUUCGGAACGACGACGACGAUGACGAUAAUGACGUGACGACGAAUAUGAUAUUAUUAUGUUUAUGUAUAUAAAAAAAACGUUUAAUUGUUAUUGCGAUUGCGCUAUCGUUUUAUGUGUUGUUUUUUCUGCGAUCGGAUUAUAUUAUUAUUUAGGUAAUAAUAUAAUUAUUAUCGUCGUGCGCAUAUUAUAUUUAUUAUUUAUUGUACAUCGUUAUAAUAUGAUUAUUUAGGUGCGUAAAUUAAAAAUAUUAUUUUGUUGUUAUGUGUUUGUCGACGAUGGCAGACGGGGAAGACAAUAUAUUAUGCUUUUCUCGCGCGAACGAAUGGUGCUAAAAACCGACCUUAAUUAGUGUUACGAUUAUAAUAAUAUUUAAUAUUAUCGUCAUGUGGGUACCCCUACCUACGAUAAUAUUGCAAUAUUAUCAAGGGCUGACGCAGUGGCAAACUCGUGAUUUCUUAUUUUCAGAGGGGUCGUAACCGUGAAAACACUGCUUCUUACUCCCAUAUAGCGAAAUCAUUAAAUAAUCUUUAAAAAAAAUAUAUUCAGGGGUGUGUUGUACACGACCCCUUGCCCUCCCUUACACUUUCGCGUGCGUCACUGGGUUAGCGUGUGUGUAUUAGUUAUCAUUAUUAUUAUAUUAUUAUUAAAUAUUAUAUUAUUAUUAUUAUCAUUACCACCAUUGUAAAUUAUAUAUAUAGCGUAUCUUGUGUAUAGGUAUGCUUAUAUAAUAUUUAUGUAUAUUAUUAACGCCGACUGUACGAUUUUUGUUAGAACACGAUCUUCAUAUAGAAUCUAUCUAUAUUAUAGAUAUGUAUGUAAUAUAUUUAAAUAUUAUGAAUGUAUAAUAAAAUAGUAUAUACAUAUAGAUAUGGGGUAAAUUUACAAUGACUAAUUAAUAUAUUAUGUUUUAUAUUAUAAUAAUAUAGGUCUGUAAUUGUUUGUAAUAUCUAUAUAAGUGUAGGUAAAUAUAAUACGGAUGUGUGCGCUAUUGUUGAUAAUAGUCGUUUCAAAUUGUGAACUCGUGUACCUAUAUGCAAUGAAAUAUUAUAUAGUAUUAUCCUGCCGUAUCGACACACAUCAUAUAAUGUAUUAUUACAUAAUAUUAUAUCAUAUAGACAAUUUAUUACAUACAUAUUAUAUAUAAACAAUGCAUUAUAUUCUAAAUUAGCUAAAUAUACUAACAAAAUUGUUAAGGAA
This is a messenger RNA of Acyrthosiphon pisum (pea aphid), 4496 nucleotides long. Its product is annotated as GAS2-like protein pickled eggs. Gene Ontology annotation, molecular function: actin filament binding; cytoskeletal adaptor activity; microtubule binding. Gene Ontology annotation, biological process: actin crosslink formation; protein localization to microtubule plus-end; regulation of microtubule polymerization or depolymerization. Gene Ontology annotation, cellular component: microtubule plus-end; cytoplasm; actin filament. The record is from RefSeq and is a predicted model, not a curated record. Bases 573 to 3005 code for a protein of 810 amino acids. Lineage: Eukaryota; Metazoa; Arthropoda; Insecta; Hemiptera; Aphididae. The transcript is spliced from 9 exons.